Molecule: messenger RNA, 3574 nt
Organism: Cicer arietinum (chickpea)
Lineage: Eukaryota; Viridiplantae; Streptophyta; Magnoliopsida; Fabales; Fabaceae
Source: RefSeq, a predicted model, not a curated record
AUACCCUAGUCUUUCCUUCUUCCCAUUCUCUUCAAUCACAGCAAUUGCUCAGACACAAAAAAACUUGUAUUUCAUGCCCUCAAAUUCAAUCAAUAAAAAACAAAAUGUGAAAGGAAACAGAGUUAUAUAUAUAUAUAUAUAUAUAUGUUACUUAGUACUUACAAAAAAAAAAAGCGUUGUUAUCAAAAAACAGCUAGAGUUUCUGAACCCUCUUAAGACUUGUGUUGUUCUCUUCACUUCUGAUACAAAAAGGGAAAUAAAUUUCAUUGGUUGAAGGCAAAAUAUGGAAUUGAAGAAACUUGGUUCAGUUUGGUAUCCUUUUUCAGAGAACCUGUUCCUGUUAACGGUGUGCAUGCAUAGGAUUUGAUAUCUCCUUAACUGGGAAUCAUACUGAUAUAGGCAUGGAUAAUCAAGAAGAGAGGUCUUUGAAAGCUAAGACCAAAAGGAAUAUGUCAUCGACAUCUUCGACAUUUUUUUCAGCAAAUCAGUCACCAUUCUUCUCUCCAAGAUCACCACCAUCUACAUGUAACAGAACUCAUUUAGAUAUAGCUGGCCCAAGCAUCAGUUCAGGGAUUCCAGAACAGACGUCUCUAGUUAACGUUAAAAGUACCUUAUCAGAUAUAACAGCAUCUCCGGCUGGCUACAAUUCAAGCGAUUUGCUGAAACUUGAUUUUACGUCUUCCUCAGUUGGCAUGUCUAGCAGUAGUAUCAAUUAUCGCCAUUGCGGUGAUGAGGGUUGUUCUGGAAUGAAAGGGAAGCCAAUUAAGAAAGAUAGAAAUAAUAGAACAUCAUCAACUCCAGGUUCCACGCCACUCUCUUCUUAUAGACUGAGGAAUUGUGAUGUUUUCAUAGGAUUUCAUGGCAGGAAAACGCCUUUGGUACGAUUUGUUAAUUGGCUUCGUGCUGAGUUAGAAACUCAAGGAAUCAGUUGCUUUGUAUCGGAUAGGGCUCGAUGUAAGAACUCUCGCAAGCUUGCCAAUGUAGAAAGGGCUAUGGAUGCUGCUUCUUUUGGGGUAGUGAUUGUAUCAAGGAAGUCUUUCAAGAACCGAUAUACCAUUGGGGAGCUGCAGUUUUUUUCUAGCAAGAAGAAUUUGGUUCCAAUAUACUUUGAUUUGAGUCCAGCUGAUUGUCUUGUCAGGGAUAUAAUCGAAAAGAGGGGUGAGAUGUGGGAGAAAAAUGGAGGGGAACUUUGGCUUUGGUAUGAAGGGUUGGAACAGGAAUGGAAAGAUGCGGUGCACGCCCUCUCUCGUGUUGAUGAAUGGAAGUUGGAAGCUCAAGAUGGAAGCUGGAGAGAUUGCAUACUGAAGGCUGUCACAUUAUUAGCAAUGAGGUUAGGCAAGAGAAGUGUUGCGGAGCGCUUGACAAAAUGGAGAGAGAGAGCAGAAAAAGAAGAGUUCCCUUUCACUCGAAAUGAGAAUUUUAUUGGCAGGAAGAAGGAGCUUUCACAAUUGGAGUUUAUACUUUUUGGCGAUAUCACUGGAGACGCAGAGCAAGACUAUAUUGAACUUAAGGCCAGACCGAAGAGAAAGGGCAUAACAAUUGGUCGGGGCAAAGGUAAUAUGAUAGGUGAAAGAUGGAGGGAAUCAGAAAGGCAUAUGGUAAAUGGCAGACGAGAGGAAAACGAAGCGGUUAUAUGGAAGGAGUCCGAAAAAGAGAUUGAAAUGCAAGGUACUGAAUUUUCUCAUAGGCAAUACCAUAAAAAGCUCAAACGUGGUAAGUAUACUAGGAGGAAAAGAGGAACAAAAAUUUUGUAUGGGAAAGGCAUUGCUUGUGUUUCAGGUGAUUCCGGAAUCGGAAAAACAGAACUUAUUCUUGAAUUUGUGUACAGAUUUCAUCAGAGAUACAAGAUGGUUUUAUGGAUAGGAGGGGAGAGAAGAUAUAUAUGGCAAAACUAUCUUAAUAUCAGGUCUUUUUUAGAAGUUGACGUAGGAGUUGACAGUGGUUUGGAGAAAGCCAGGAUACAAAGCGUCGAAGAGCAGGAGGCCGCAGCAAUUUCUAGAGUUCGCAAGGAGCUGAUGAGAAACAUUCCGUAUCUUGUGAUCAUUGAUAACUUGGAAAGUGAAAAAGAUUGGUGGGAUCACAAACUUGUGAUGGAUCUUCUCCCUCGUUUUGGUGGAGAGACACAUGUAAUUAUUUCUACUCGCCUCUCUAGCACCAUGAACUUGGAACCUUUAAAACUUUCAUACUUAUCUGGAGUUGAAGCAAUGUCUUUAAUGCAAGGGAAUGGAAAGGACUAUCCGAUUGAAGAAAUCGACGCUCUUAGAGUUAUUGAGGAGAAAGUUGGGAGGUUAACUUUGGGCCUUGCCAUUGUUGGUGCAAUUUUGACCGAAUUACCUAUAACCCCGAGCAGGCUCCUAGAUACCAUAAAUAGAAUGCCUUUGAAGGACAUGUCGUGGAGUGCUAAAGAAGCACACAUGUUAAAGAAGAACACUUUCCUUUUGCAGCUUUUCGAUGUUUGUUUUUCAAUAUUCGAUCAUGCGGAUGGCCCAAGAAGCUUGGCCACCAGAAUGGUGCUGGUAAGUGGAUGGUUUGCGCCCGGUGCAAUUCCUGUUUCCUUGUUAGCACUUGCUGCUCACAAGAUACCAGAAAAAUGUCACCAGGUCUGUUUAUGGCGAAAAAUAAUGAAAUUAUUAACAUGUCAAUUCACAUUAUCAUACACCAGAAAAUCAGAACUAGAAGCAUCUUCUUUGCUUCUAAGAUUUAAUAUUGCAAGGAGUAGUACGAAGCAAGAGUAUAUCCAUUUUAACGAGCUCGUCAAACUAUAUGGUCGGAAAAGAGAAGAUACCGUAGCUGCACAAGCAAUGAUACAAGCUAUGAUCAGUCACGGGUCGAUAUCUCAAAAUCUGGAACAUUCAUGGGCUGCAUGCUUUCUAUUAUUUGGAUUUGGCCACGACGAUGUAGUUGUUGAGCUCAAGGUGUCCGAGCUUUUAUGUCUUGUCAAAAGAGUGGUUCUGCCUCUUGCAAUUCACACAUUCAUUACGUACUCGCGGUGCACUCCGGCUCUCGAGCUUCUGCGUCUGUGCACCAAUGCACUGGAAGCUGCAGAUCAAGCAUUUAUUACCCCAGUUGACAAGUGGUUCGACAAAACACUUUGUUGGAGGUCAAUCAAGACUAAUGCUCAGUUGAAUCCUUGUCUCUGGCAAGAGCUAGCUUUGUGUCGAGCCACCGUUCUUGAGACCACGGCGAAGCUAAUGCUAAGAUGUGCUCAAUUUAAGGUUGGGGAAGAUUUGGUCAGGAAGGCUGUUUUUAUUAGGACUUCGAUUUGCGGUGAAGAUCAUCCAGAUACCAUAUCAACACGUGAAACAUUAAACAAAUUUACCAGGUUUAGUGAAAAUGUCCAAAUUCAUGCUUCAACAUAGAUUUAUUUAUUUAUUUAUUUUUUAUCUUGUUAGGAAACUAGAUUUAUACAAAAGAUCUAUAAUAGAACUUGUGCAUACUGUAUGAGAUGCCUUCCAUUUUAAAAUUAUUCCUUUUUGGUUAACUUCACAUGCUUAGUAUGGAUCCUUAUAUAAAUUUUGUAAUGAUCCUUCUUCCAUAGAUUUUUUUUAUUACUAUGUUAUUAUUUCCCAAUUCA